AUGGCAAACCAUCUAGUCCUUUUCCAAUUCAUUGGUGGAUUGAUCUCUACCUCCGCUAUCCAUUACCAAUCACGCUAUAAUAAAAUACAUAGAUCCAUUUAUGGACUCUCCUACGAUUUAUACAUUCUCGAAUUCUUUUCACAUCUUGUAUCAAUCUUUUGUACUUUACAAUACAAAUUCUCUCCAUUGAUAAGCAAACAAUACGCAGAAAGAUUCCCUCUUUUUUAUCCUCAAGAUGAUCCUGCCACAAAUUUACCGAUAUCAAUCAUACUCUUAUUAAAAGAUAUUCUCAUAUCAAUCUCUUCCUUAGCAAUCUUAAAACAAUUGAACAAAUAUAGAUCUUCAAAACAUAUAUUCCAAGGAAUAUCCAUCUAUUGUAUCACAUCCAUCAUUAUUCUAAUAAUAUUCUCCAUUUUAACAUUCACUUGUUCACGAUUUUAUUUACCAGAAAGAAAUUCAGGUAAAUUUGGGAUUUUUUAUAUUGAACAUAUAAAUUAUCUUUGGGUAUUGGGUAAUUUCUUAAGUUGUUGUAAAUUUUUCCCUCAAAUUUCAAUUAAUUAUAUGGGUUCAUCCACAAUUGGGUUUUCCUCCAAAUAUCUCGUCUUAUAUAUUAUCUCCAUAUUAUGUCAAUUUCUUACAUUAUUUGGAGAUGAGAAACCAUUUUAUCGUUUAGAAUUUAAUAGAACUCCAUUUUUCACCAUCAUCAUUCAAUUCAUUUCCUUAAUGUUCUUAUUAUAUCAAGCACAAUUUUUAUACUUAAAUUCAAGACCUUAUUUACCAAGGGGGAAAUAG
Molecule: messenger RNA, 792 nt
Organism: Henningerozyma blattae CBS 6284
Lineage: Eukaryota; Fungi; Ascomycota; Saccharomycetes; Saccharomycetales; Saccharomycetaceae
Exons: 2
Coding region: 1-792 (263 amino acids)
Source: RefSeq, a predicted model, not a curated record